Rhododendron vialii is the source of this 2023-nucleotide messenger RNA. RefSeq names its product lysine-specific demethylase JMJ31. Gene Ontology annotation, molecular function: 2-oxoglutarate-dependent dioxygenase activity. The coding region runs from base 75 to 1739 and encodes 554 amino acids. The transcript is spliced from 15 exons. The record is from RefSeq and is a predicted model, not a curated record. Lineage: Eukaryota; Viridiplantae; Streptophyta; Magnoliopsida; Ericales; Ericaceae.
GAACAAUCGAUCAAUCGAAAAACCGCUGCUCAGUGAGUCGCCGACGGAGCUUCUUCGACGCCGGAGAUUAUACUAUGGCUGAAGAAUCGCUGCGAGUUUGCCAAUUCGAAGAAAUUCCGUCUCCUCGAGAAUUCAUUUCGCAGAUUGAGUCGCGAAAUAUUCCCGCUGUAUUCAAGGGCUGCGUAAAGAACUGGAAAGCUUUCUCGUUGUGGGAUCCCUCCAGUGGCGGCCUCGACUACUUGCUGGAACGAGUAGGAUCGUCAAUGGUGGACGCAAUGCUGUCCAGAUCUGCACCAGUCUUUUAUGGUGAUAUUAGAGGCCACGAGAGGGUUCAGUUGCCCUUCUCUACUUUCAUUGGUUAUUGCAAUGAAAACAUCCAGAAGCCAAGGAGGGAUUGUGAAGUUUCUUCUGAAUCUGAAAGGCAUGAGCUCGAAGGAUCAGAUACAAAGCAAGGUUCUAUGCUUUUUGGAGAUGCCUUGCAACAAAUUUAUCUUGCGCAGGUACCAAUUAUGAGUAUUGAGAAUGAAGAAAGGGUUCAAUUGGGAACCUUGAGAGAAGACAUUCAAAGGCCUGCAUUUUUGGAGACAAAGGAACUGGCUUCGAUUAAUUUGUGGAUGAACAAUGCUCAUAGUAGAUCCAGCACCCAUUAUGAUCCACACCAAAACGUUCUGUGCGUAGUUGCUGGCUGCAAACAAGUUGUUUUAUGGCCCCCUUCUGCAAGUCCCUUCUUGUAUCCAAUGCCUUUGUAUGGGGAAGCGUCAAACCAUAGUGCUGUCAACUUAGAAAAGCCUGAUCUUUCUAUUCACCCAAGAGCAGAGCAAUCUAUGGAGUAUUCCCAGAAGGUUAUUCUUCAUGCUGGCGAUGCUCUCUUCAUUCCCGAAGGCUGGUUUCACCAAGUAGAUAGUGAGGAUUUGACCAUUGCUGUUAACUUUUGGUGGCGGUCCGACCUGAUGUCUGGCAUGUCAGAACAUAUGGAUGCAUAUUAUUUGCGCCUAUUAUUGAGAAGAUUGACUGACAAACAAAUGAACCGAGUGCUGGGUAAGAGUAUUGCUGGUGCAUCAACAUCAGAAAGGCAUACAAUUGAGCAACAUAAUAAUGGACAAGCAGAUUAUUGUUACAAUGGUUCUGAUAAGAACUGUGCACCCGAGGAUUCAAAAGCAAAUGUGAUAAGAGAGAAACUUAUGUUGCAUGAACUGGAACCACCAACGCUUAAGGCUCUUCAAGAACUUGUUUCUUUAGUCCAUGAUCGUGUUAAUGUUGCUGACCAAAGUGAACGAGUGGAUUCUACCUCAACCAAAGGUUCAGCCUUCAGAGAGAAACAUGAACACGUCAAUUGUAUGAAGGCAAAUUUGUCUUGCCUUGAAAAUGAUCCAGUUGCUUGUGUCCUUUCGAACCUUCAUCCUCUUGCCCUUCAGAAUGUCUUCCUUGCCAUGGCGUGUAUGAAGUUAGUUAUUCUUAUUCAGCACAAUUUCCCUAGAACUCUGGAGGCUUUGAUGCUGCACCUGCUUUCACCAGUGGCGGCAGAAGUACUUACACGAAAAUUUGAUGAGAUGGAUCAACUGACUCCUGAAGAAGAUCGGAAUAAAUUUUACGAAGUUUUUUAUGGUGCAUUUGAUGACCAAUGUGCUGCUAUGGAUACAAUUUUAAGUGGGAAAGAGUGCUUUGCACGUCAGGCAUUCCAGAACGUGUUGGAUCAAUAUUUGGGUAUUUGCUUUGACGGGCCAAAACCAUCUGUUUGAUGAGUAGUUGAGUGAUCUGGGCUUCAGUAAAGACAAUGUAAGCCAAUAGCUACGAGAGUGCAAAUUGGUUCAUAUUCAUUGCAAGUAGAUUCCUUCUCUAAUGGUACCAGUGCAUGUGAGUCUGUUGAUGUAUUAUAAUCCUCUAGUUCCGUAUAUUUUUUGAAGGCUGCUGAAUUUUCAGCUGUGUAAAUGCUGUUUUGUCCUUGUUACAUGAUUGGCAAUAGCAUUUGCAAGUUGUCACAUAUGCUUUACAGAUUAAUAUCCUGAUGUUUAUGCUUCAGUUA